This is a messenger RNA of Populus trichocarpa (black cottonwood), 3745 nucleotides long. RefSeq names its product histidine kinase CKI1. Gene Ontology annotation, cellular component: nucleus. Gene Ontology annotation, molecular function: phosphorelay sensor kinase activity. The coding region runs from base 338 to 3595 and encodes 1085 amino acids. The transcript has 7 exons. Gene Ontology annotation, biological process: phosphorelay signal transduction system; phosphorylation. The record is from RefSeq and is a predicted model, not a curated record. Lineage: Eukaryota; Viridiplantae; Streptophyta; Magnoliopsida; Malpighiales; Salicaceae.
CUGUCUGCCAUAGGCAAGUAAAGAAAAUGUACUUCUUAAGAGGAGCAAAAGGUUUUUGUUCUUAAAAGAUAUACAAAAUCUCAUCCUUCUCUUGAGUGAUCAAGUGGAAGAGUGAACCGAAAUUAAAAAACAGAAUCAUUGAUUAGGAAUUUUACUUGUGAAGCUAUCUACUAUGCUCAAACCUUGUAGAUGUCACUAAGGACAGAGCUUAGCCAUGGCAUCAUUCCGAUGAUACAGUGAAUUAAUACUAUAAUGUUUUAUUUGUUUUAUUACCCGUGUAAUUUUCCUAUGUUGCUUUGAAAUGUAGGUAUCAGACCACAGAUAUUUAGCUGCAAAAAUGAGGUUCAACUCGGAGAGGUUUCGAUCGCUGAAGGCAAUUGUUAGGCCUUCUUAUUUUCUCAUCAUUCUAGUUCUUUCAAGUUUCAUGUUCUCAGAAUUGUGUGUGAUGAUUAAGCAAUCCAAAAACCGCGUAAUGUCCGAGUCUGAAGGAGUGCGUAACAAAUCUUUCUCAGAGAUUCAGAUGACCGCAGGACUGCUGCACCGCCUGAACUCAUCAGCAUCAAAUUUAGCAAGAGCUUUAAGCUCAUCUUUGAAUGGAACUCAGCUUUCAUUUAUUGCCAUUCAAGCUAAGGUUGCACCAACUUUGUUCCUAGCACUUUCGACGAUUCCAGAAUUAUCACAAGUUUCAUACAUUGGACUUGAUGGUCUAUUAUUCUCCUUCUACAAUGACGAGGACCAAACAUUUUCAAUCUAUUCCAACACUUCAUUUUCCUCGCAGUGGUUUACUCAACCCGUAAAUCGUGACACUGGGAAGUUAUAUGGAGAUGCAGUUGCCUCUGACCCUAAGGUUACUGUAAAUUCAAGCUGGUUUCAGAAGGCCUUGAAUAGCACAAGUGGGCAUUCUUCAAUGGAUACUGGGUGGAACAAGGCUCAAGAUAGCUUAUUCCUUAACACGGCAGCCGUUGACGGAAGGGGUGUUGUAUCCCUUGGGUUUCCAGUAGAAGUGGUCAUUAAUCAUUUUGCGGCGCUGGAUUUUCAUGGAGGGUUUUUUCACUUAGGAACUGCAAAUGGACAGGUUGUUGUGCAAACAAAGCUUCCAAACAGUCAAAUAGAGAUACACAACGACACAGUUAUGGUGCAAACAAUGAAGCGAAAUGGUGACCCUUUAGGUCACUAUAAUAUCUCAUGUGAUCCUGAGGAUGGCAGAUUAAGACCUCUUCAUAAGAAGAUAGUGGGAAUCAAGUACAUGUUUUACUGCUCCACUCUUGAUAUUGCUGGACUUAAAUCGGUUUAUGUAUUGGCUUAUCCUAGAAACGGUCUAGUGCACCUCGUCCACAGAAACAGCAUGCUAUCACUCCUGCUUCUAGCCCUUGUGUUUAUUUUCAUUGUUAUCUCCCUCUGCACCUACCUAUUCUUGACUGCAAGAGCCACAAAUCGCGAGAUGUUUCUAUGUGCUUCCCUGAUAAAACAGACAGAAGCAACUCAACAAGCGGAGCGCAAGAGCAUGAACAAAACUAAGGCCUUUGCUGGUGCAAAUCAUGAUGUUCGCAACUCUCUGGCAGCUGUAAGAGCUUCAAUACAUUUUUGCCAGGAAGAGGCUAAUCCAGAAUCUAAGUUAGCGGCACAAUUAGUACAGUUAGAAAAUCAUACGAAGGACCUUCUUGGCAUAUUGAACUCAAUUCUGGACAUGAGUAAAAUUGAAGCAGGGAAAACAUCACUUGAAAUAGAAGAUUUCAACUUGGCCGAACUCCUUGAGGAGGUAGUUGAUAUGUUCUAUCCUUUGGGAAUGAACAAAGGCAUAGACAUUGUGCUAGAUCCCUGUGAUGGCUCUACGCUCAAAUCUGCUAAUGUGAGAGGCGAUCGAUUAAAACUUAAACAGAUAUUGUGCAACUUGGUGAAUAAUGCAAUAAAGUUUACGUCAGAAGGUCAUGUCUCGAUUCGUACUGUGGUUAAGAAGAAAAACUUUAGAAAAGAGAUCAUUGCUUCUAAUCGUACAACUGUGAUGAAGUUUCUAUCUCGGUUUUGCUACAAGAACCAAGAUAGCUUCAAUGAUCUUGAUGCUCUCAAUACCGUUGAAGAAAAUCCCAACGAAGUGGAGUUUGAAUUUGAGGUGGAUGAUACAGGCAAAGGAAUACCUAAAGAUAAGCAAAAAUCCCUCUUUGAAGACUAUGUUCAAGUUAAGGAAACAGCUACAGGACAGGAAGGAACUGGUUUGGGACUUGGCAUUGUCCAAUCUUUGGUACGUGUGAUGAAAGGAGAGUUAAGAAUUGUUGAGAAAGAGCUUGGAGAAAGAGGCACUUGCUUCAAGUUCAAUGUUUUUCUUUCCUCUGUCGAACCCAAAUCAGCCGAACCAGAAGAAGAUCGCCGCUCGAGUGCAUUUCAUCAACACUUUCCAUUCAUGUCACCAAAACCAGAAGGGUCCCAUGUCAUAAUCUUCAUUCCUGGUGAAGAACGAAGAAAGGUCUUGAAGAAGUAUAUUGAGCGCUUGAACAUUAAGGUGACAAUAAUUAAGCAGGUGAUGAAUUUACAGCUAGAGCUCGAGAAGGUUAAGCGCAAGCUAGACCUUUCUUAUUUCAUCUCAGGAAAACCAGAAAACACUUUAGAUGAUUACUUGAGCAAGUCUGCAUCCACCAACUCCGAUCGAGGAUCACUCGAUGGAUCUCUAAACAUCAAGGAUGAAGGUGAUCACAUUACACCGCACUACAAAAAGACCAACUCCAAAAGUUCAUCAAGCAUCAUACUGCUCGUGAUCGAUGUCAACGAAGCUACUAGUUACCCUAACUUCCAAAACAUCCUGGCUAACCUUCGGAAAGACAUUGGAAAGUCUUUGUGCAAAGUUGUUUGGUUGGAGGAUCCAAUCAUGGGACAUUCAAGCGAUGAGGUGAAGGAUAGGGUAACCGCAGAAGGCGAUUAUGUGUUACACAAACCACUUCAUGGUUCAUGUUUAAGUCAAGUCCUAUCAUUGCUUCCGGAACGCAAGGGUGCAUCUCAUUGCAACUUCUCAAAGUCCACAAGGAGGACAACGGUUCAAGAAGUCCAGGAUUGUGCAGAUUCUAAUCUUUCGAAUGACUUGUCUUGCUCGGAGAUCAUUGAGCUAGACCUUGCUUCACCUCAGAGCAGCUCACUCCAACCGACAACGGCGAAUAAACCCACCGUAGAAGCUGGUUCCAAACCCUUGAAUGGAAAGAAUGUCCUGGUUGUUGAAGAUUCCAUGUUGCUGCAGAGAUUAACCAGUUCAGUUCUGAAAAAACUUGGAGCAAGUGUUGAAGUCUGCACAAAUGGAAAAGAGGCCUUCGAUGAAGUCAGCAAAUCAUUAAGUGAUCAAAAGAAGGAAGGGGAUUCAAUCUCUCUCCCUUAUGAUAUCAUUUUCAUGGAUUGUGAGAUGCCAGUAAUGAAUGGAUUUGAGGCAACAAGGUUGAUACGAAUGGAGGAAGAACAAUAUAGUGGCGUUCAUAUACCAAUCAUAGCAUUAACUGCCCAUGCGAUGCCAGAGCAAACAAGUAAAGUCUUCGAUGCUGGAAUGGAUUUCCACCUAACCAAACCCUUGGAAGAGAGAAAGAUGCUGGAGGUUAUCCUAUCGAUUGUUAAUGAGUGAGACCUGGCUGCCUUCAGAGUUAUUCAUUAGCACCAGCAGCUUGCAACUUUUCUUGUUUUUUCUUCUUUUAAUCACUACUACCACUCCCUUUCGUAUUCAUUAUUUUGCAAUAGAUAAGCUCUGGAAAAAGAUGGGAUGCUUUGAAACUAA